This is a messenger RNA of Aspergillus mulundensis, 4458 nucleotides long. RefSeq lists its product as uncharacterized. Gene Ontology annotation, biological process: DNA-templated transcription. The transcript is spliced from 6 exons. Gene Ontology annotation, cellular component: nucleus. Gene Ontology annotation, molecular function: zinc ion binding; 3-dehydroquinate dehydratase activity; DNA binding. The record is from RefSeq and is a predicted model, not a curated record. NCBI's taxonomy places the organism in Eukaryota, Fungi, Ascomycota, Eurotiomycetes, Eurotiales, Aspergillaceae. The coding region runs from base 1 to 4458 and encodes 1485 amino acids.
AUGAUGCAAACCGCCCUCCACCAUCAACCUGUGGCCACCACCCUCAGAGCCGACUCACCGGUCACCGCCGCCUCGACGACUCUGAAAGGGUCAUCGGCCUCUACUGUCCUUCCCUUUCCCCUAGUGCAAGCGCUUCCGCAAGAGCCUUCUGGCACAGUCGUCGCGAUAUACGGACCGGGGCAGGAUGCCAUCGUGCAGGUAGUUGCGGAUAUACUGGGAAAGCCAUGGACAACAGAGACGUCGCUCUCGACCUUAGGGCGAGGAAGUAGCGCGGUUAUCGUUGGGAUCCGGGCGGCGGACCUCUCCGGAAACUUGGAAGGGUGCGAUAAGUCGGCGUGCAUUCUGGUUAACCUCCACUGCGUGGACGACGGGUCGUUUCCCGAGGAGGGGCUCACAGAUUUAUGCGACUACGAGUUCUUAUAUUCGUUGCGGAGUCCGUUCUUUCGGCGGGACCUUACGCGAUUUCUCUCGUUGAUUCUCGGGCAGACCCGGCCACAUGAAGAUCUGAAGACGAAAAACAGGACGAAUUUCAUAUCUACAACUUUCCCCGAUGUGCAUGCGGCGUUGCCGAAUUUAGAUAUUCUAUCGGUGGGCUCUGACGCUGUUGAGAUCCGCGUUGAUCUGCUGGUGGACCCGGAACCGGUGCCUCAAGAUAAGGGACAGCCGAGGGUGCCGAGUCUGCGAUAUGUCGGGCAGCAGUUGAUGCUACUGCGGCAGCAUACGGAAAUGCCGAUUAUCUUUACGACGCGAUGCACGAAAGAGAAUGGAAAGUUCCCCAUGGACGACCCUGCAUUGUUCUACCGGUAUCUCCGACGCGCAAUCCAGUGGGGCGUGGAGUAUAUCGAUGUGGAGCUAUGGCUCCCAGAAGAUAUCCGGCGCAAGCUGGCCGAGGUCAAAGGAAACAGCGUGAUCAUGUCUGCCUUCCAUGACUUUUCUGGCGAGUGGAAGUGGACGUCGCCUGAGGCGCCGCGCAUCUUUGAGGAGAGUGCCAAGUACGCAGACAUUGUAAAGAUGAUUGCGAUGGUGGAUAGCGUCGAAGCAAACUAUGAGCUCGAGUAUUUUCGCUCGACGGUCAAGCAAACACACGGGACGUAUCCGUUAUUAUCAGCAGUCAACAUGGGACAGCUGGGGCAGUUAUCGCGUGCCCUGAAUACAGUGUUUUCACCUAUUACGCACCCGCUACUUCCUAUGAUUGCGGCGCCUGGUCAGUUGACCGCUGCCGAGAUUAACGAGGCGCUACAUAUCAUGGGACAGCUGCCGAAGCGCGAUCUGUACGCGAUAGGCUCGUUUCGAGCGACGCCCCAGUCCAUGUUCAUGGAGAAGUGCUUCAAUGAGCUUAGCCUACCGCACACUUUGGCCUCCGUGGAUCGAGGGCCAGCGGGCUCGCUCGAGCGAGUACUUGCGCAGCCCAGUUUUGGCGGCGCGGCACUGCACCCUCCACUCAGCGGCACAUUACACCUACCAGCAAUCAGCGACGCAGCACGGGCGAUAGGCCUCGUAGAUACAAUCGUGGCAACAAGCCCAGGAUCCCUGGUCGGCGAGAAUGCCACGUGGAAAGGCAUCCGCGCAACCCUAACUCGCGACUACGUCCCGUCGGCAUACCGCGGCCGGGCAGCCAUUAUCCUGGCCGGUUCCGAAAGCGAAGCAUCAGCCAGCAUUUUCGCUCUCCGCAGCCUCGGCGUGGGCGCCAUCUACACUGUCGGCUUCCGAGCGACAGGCCCCUUGGCAGAGGGGCUGGAGCCGUUUACAUCUAUCCAGUCUGUCAAAUUAGUAGAACAGCCGUUUGUGAUUGUUUCGGCUCUGCCACCAGAAAAAUCGCUCCUUGUGCAGCCGUUGCUGCGUCACUAUCGCAGUACCGGCCGGGCGUCGCCACCGUCGACCAGGGGUAAGGUGUACCUCGAUCUUACGAGGGGCGAGCGCACGGGGGACCCUGUGGGCGUUGCAGAGAGAUCGGGAUGGACGGCGUAUGGGAUUGAGGACGUGAAUGCGUGGACGACGGUCGAGAUGCUGCGGCUGCUGGUGGGCCAGAACGUGCCGUUUGAUUUUGUGCGCAUGGCGUCAGUACACUCGGACAGUGGUCCGUUCUGCCUUUGGGAAAAUCCCGACGAAUUAACCGACCGUGCUAGAGCUGAACGUGCAGAGACCCCGGAUGUGACCAUCCCCGCAUCGGUUGCAAACGCCGUUCCCAAAAAGCGAGGCCCCAAAACGGAUGUCCUGGAGGCCCUGCUCAAACGAGUCGACGGGCUUGAGAAACGCCUUCAGGACGAUGGCACGCAUCCGCUUUCCCCUGCUUCGCCCGUGAAGCCUGAUAUCCCGCUUCCGUCGAAUAACUCAAUAUCUCAUUCUCAUGCUUCGCAUUCGCAUUCGCAGUCGCAUCCAGCUGCGUUUCCGCUAGCGCCUCCUCCUGCUCCGUACUCGCAUGGGCAUACGCAGGGCCACGGUCACGCACAUCCUCAAUCCGGUCGCGUACCGGAUGGGAUGCUGGAUGCGUACUUUGCGCGAUUGCAUGGGAAGCCGUUCUUUAUUCUAGACGAGGCGUCUACGAGGCAGAGGCAUGCGAGUGCGCAGUUGCCGGCGGCUUUGUCUAUGGCUGUUUAUGCUUUGAUGUUGCGGUACACGACUAUAAAUCCACCCCCAGGGAGCCUGGAGUAUGCUCGGCAGGCCCGGCGCAUGGUCGAUAUUGACCAACCCUCGAUUGAGAAUCUCCAGACCCUUUUGCUUUUGUCCCAGACGUUCUACGCGUAUGGCUGUGGUAAGAAGGCAUACAUGACAUUAGGCAAUGCAGUCUCCAUGGUCCUAGCCCUGGAUCUCUACCGCGAACCACCAACCACUCACGCCCACACCCAUCCUCUUCUUCCCCCAGAGCGAGAAACCCGACGUCGCCUCUUCUGGUCCGUCUACAUAAUGGACCGGUUUCUCACCUGCGGGUCGAAGCGACCAUGCCUGAUCGCCGAUCACUCCAUUCUCGUCCGUCUCCCGGCAUCUAACCCAUCCGGCCAGGAUCCGGGGGAUAUUUUCAACCCCGUCGGUCCAAACAUCCCCUACUCUUCGGACCGCCGCAAAACCGCCAGCUCAGGCGCAGGCUCAGGAGCCUGCUCGUCUCUCCUUGUUGAUAUUUCGCGCAUUCUAGGCGUAACGCAUCGCUACCUCGCUGCUGGCGGCGUAAAAGGCGACUCCCAUUUCCCUUGGCACGCACUAAGCAAUCUCUCGAAGAUCCGUCAGGAGCUCGAUCUCUGGGCCGCGGGGACCCAUGAUCUCUUUGCAAGCAUUGAGGCCCUCUUCGGACACCCCGAAAGUACACUUCUCCUCCUCUCAAAACUCAUCUACCACCUCGUUCAUUGUCUCCUCUACCGCCCCUUCCUGCCAAUCGACCUCGCUGAGCUGCGCGGCUCAGGACAACACCAAAGUUGGCAAAUCGAAGCAACAACCCUUUGCUUCAGCCAUGCAAAUGCAAUUGCUGAACUCGUCGAGCUCGCCCGCCAUGCACCGCGCAUAGAAUGGCCUGAUCUAGUAGCUUACUGUCUAACCGUUGCGGGAACAGUGCACAUUCAUGGCGUACAUUACAACGGCCGCCGCGAGGGCGAGGUCUUCGCAUCGUCUCCCGAUUUUCUGAACCGCGAGAUGGCGCAGCUUGAAUGGCUGGGUGGGUUUUGGUCGGGCGUGCAGCAUCAUCGCGAUCUGUUGCAGACGCUCUCGGUUUGUCAUGCUGAGCUUGUGAGAACGUUAGCGGCGAGACCGGUGCGGUUUGCACCGGUGUUCCAUCUCGAGGACUUUUUGGAUCGGUAUCCUGGGCUGUCUAUUGGGGGUGGAGUUGGGGUUGAUGGGAGUCAUGUUAGGCUUGUGGAUGAUGAGCAAAUCGAACUCGACCCGCAACUUCUCUACGGACCGGCCUCGGUACAAGCAGCAGCGCCAACACCGAUACUCCCCUCCCAACCAAACGGCGUUCAUACGCACGCCCGCCACCACUCCACCUCUUCAGCCUCCGUCUCGCACUCCCUUCCUUUCUCACCCUCCUCCACAUGGCCCGAAAUUCCCACAGACCCCGAACUCCUCAACCACUCCCCGGGCACGAACCCCAUGCCCAACGCAGGCCCAUCCACCAUAUUCUCCCCCACCCUCGGCACAUCAACACACUUCAACCCGCACUCGCAAACCCAGACCCCCUCACAAACCCAUUCAUACCUCCACUCCCAAAUCCAAUACGCGACAUUCCCCUUCGAGUCCACGCCCGUUCCUGUCCCCGUCGAAUCACCCGAGUCAACCGCCCAGUCACAGCCGUCUUCCGCUACGGCGGGACCGGGGACAGGUGCGAAUGAAGAAAAGGAUCCCUUCCUUAGCCUCCUAGAGCAGAUUGCUGAGAACGAGCAUAACCCCGGUGGACCCAGUGAGCUGGAUUUCUUCCUUGAGGGGUUGGAGCAGGAUGCCGUUGAUGGAGAUGGGAAAGGGCAGGCAGCCUAG